Molecule: messenger RNA, 6523 nt
Organism: Amyelois transitella
Lineage: Eukaryota; Metazoa; Arthropoda; Insecta; Lepidoptera; Pyralidae
Gene: Cdk12
Product: cyclin-dependent kinase 12
Exons: 17
Coding region: 339-3428 (1029 amino acids)
Biological process (GO): protein phosphorylation; transcription elongation by RNA polymerase II; positive regulation of transcription elongation by RNA polymerase II
Cellular component (GO): nucleus; cyclin/CDK positive transcription elongation factor complex
Molecular function (GO): ATP binding; cyclin binding; cyclin-dependent protein serine/threonine kinase activity
Source: RefSeq, a predicted model, not a curated record
CAUGAUGAAAUAGCAAGCAAGCAAAUGGCUGCCUGCUUGAAAUCGCCAUUCUAGAAAUCCUGAUAAAAUAAUCCGAUGUAAUUACAUGAAUUAUGCGCUCUUUAUGAUCAUGAUUAGCGAAAUAACAAUCUAAGAUAUAUAAAGAACAAAGAUUAUUGAAUAUUCCUGGCAGAAAUCCUGCCCUACUCUGAAAAGUAAUCCUAAAAUCUAGCUUACACAAUUCUCAUUCAAAAUAAAAUUUAUUGUGAGUGUUCGGGAUCGGCGCACGUUCGUUAACAUCUCAGUUUAUGUAAUGUGAAGAGGGGACACGGGCGGGCGCCCCGCCCCCUUAAUCAAUCAUGGAACGAAGCUACGACAAACGGCAUGGAAAGCACCACAAGGAAAAGCACAAGAAACGGGCUCACAAGAAGUACCGUUCUCCAAGUGGUAGUCAUGACCAAUCUUAUGCUACUGUUAAUUCUGUCAAACCUCUGGUUGAAUAUUCCGAUGUCAGUUCGGAGGCUCUUUCUGCCCCAGAGGCUGGGGAAAUUGAGAGUGAGGCUAGCUCGAUCAGUCGGCACUUUGCAGAUGACUUAGACCGAACGAGGAAGUCUCACCAUAUCCGUACAUUUGUAGAUAAUACUAUAUCAGUCACAACUAUGAGCCAUCGGCCAGACGAGUAUACGAUGGAAGCGUCGGCGUCUCGCGGCCGAAGGUUGGAGUAUGUGGAGGCAGACCCGGACUUCGAUAAGCACCGAUAUAAGAAAAAGAAGGAGAAAAGGAAGAAAGAAAAAAAGAAGAGGAAGAAGAAGUCUAAGCACCAGUCGAGGUCUGCUAGUUUGGAGAGUGUGUCUCCAGAUGAGAUAAUUCCCACAGAGACGCCGGUGCGACCGCCUAGUCCUCAAAGAUAUCAGAGGGUUCCUAUCAGUGAGUGGGAGAAAGGAUCAUCCCCGCUGCCAAACGGGUCUUGCUCGCCGGUGUCGCCGUCGACGCCUCCGCCCCGCCAUGAGUUGUCCCCGAGACACCGGGCGCCUCACCCGGAGACUUUGCACCGCAACCCCAUCCCAUUCUCGCCACAUCGGGACAGAUCACCUGUCAGGAGGCGACAGAAAUCAUCUACUCCGCACACACCAUUGGUCCCCCCCUACCAUGAUACGGUCACAAUAGAUUCCGACAACGAGCCGGAAUACGAGCGUGGUAGGAGGGCGGAUUACAUGCCGUGGCAUGAGCAGAGGGUGCAGUCGCCUAUUAUGGUGUCAGAUUCGCCAAUACACGAAGUGCGUGCCCGAGACUACAGCCCCCGGAGGUCGCAUCGCCGCCGGAGCCGCAGUCGUAGGCAUCGAAGUAGGGAUAAGGAGAGGCAUCGGGAGGUCCGGGGUUCACAUAGGUCUCACAGCCGCAGCUCGCUGAAGCGGCGGCGGUCGGUGUCGCGCGGGCGGCGGCGCGGCUCCACCGCCUCGCCGCCGCGGCACCGCGCGCGACACCGCGACGAGCGCGAGCGGCCCAGGCCAAAACACGAGUCGCCGAGCCCGCCUACGCCUGUGUUGCAGCGUAAAUUUGAUUUCAAGGAGAAAAUUAGCGAUACCAGCCUAUUCGCGGAACUUGUCAAGGAUAAGCACAAGAGAGCCAAGAAAUUACAAGAGAUCCUGAACCAAAAAGAGGAGGAGUCCCAGGGCGCCAACUCCAGCACUUCCCUCAACAACCAGGAGGUGCUUACCAUUGACGAGCUCUCAAACGCUACUGCAGACAGUACCACACAGCCAUCAAAAGAGAACGGCGAUGUUCCGAUUGAGAGCCAAGUGACUUUGGACAUUCCGAUGCCAUCCAGUGUGAACGAGCCCGAGCCCAGCAUCAGUGCGGACCACACUAACGGAGAGAAGCAGCUGAGCAACGGGGCUGAGCCGCCGCCGCCGCCUCCGCCCAAGAGGAGCCUCACUACAUUACCCAUGCCGCCCAAUACACAUGUGGAGGAUCUAAAAACGCUUGCCAAUGAGAGUCCAUUGAGCACACCGUCCCCGAGCCCCGUGAAGAAGCCGGAGAAAAAGAAGACUGGCAUAAUGAACCUUCCAAUGCCUCCAGUGAUUCCCGGAUCUGAAGAGCUAUCAGGCGAUGAGUUGGAAGCGUCCACUCCUCCGCCGGCGUCGAGACGAGACCAAUACUCACACGUGUUCAGCAACAGAGCCGCCUCGGCCAAUAACAUGGGAUCAAAACUGAAGAGGCCCCGCAUACUGAAGCGGCGCGGGUCGAAGGUGGUCCCCGUGGCGACGCCCGCGCACCACGCCAAGGACUGGGGCGAGAAGUGCGUCGACGGGUUUCAGGUGAUCAUCCAAAUCGGCGAGGGCACAUACGGGCAGGUGUACAAAGCUCUUGACAAGAACACCGACCAACUGGUUGCCCUGAAGAAGGUCCGGCUGGAGAACGAGAAGGAGGGCUUCCCCAUCACCGCGGUGAGGGAGAUCAAGAUCCUGAGGCAGCUCAACCACAAGAACAUUGUCAACUUGCGGGAGAUUGUCACGGACAAGCAGGACGCUAUGGACUUUAGGAAAGACAAGGGCUCGUUCUACCUAGUCUUCGAGUACAUGGACCACGAUCUCAUGGGGCUCCUGGAAUCCAAGAUGGUGGACUUCACAGAGUCUCACAACGCGUCCAUAAUGCGUCAGUUGCUAGACGGCCUCGCCUACUGUCACAGGAAGAACUUCUUGCAUCGAGACAUCAAGUGUAGUAAUAUACUUAUGAACAAUAAGGGCGAAGUGAAACUCGGUGACUUUGGUCUGGCGAGAUUGUGGUCCGCCGAGGACAGGCAACGGCCUUACACAAACAAAGUGAUCACGCUGUGGUACAGGCCACCGGAAUUGUUGUUAGGCGAAGAACGUUACGGACCAGCCGUAGACGUGUGGUCCAUGGGCUGUAUACUGGGUGAGCUGUUUCUGAAGCAUCCGCUGUUCCAGGCGAAUGUGGAAAUGAUGCAACUGGAGAUGAUAUCACGAGUGUGUGGUACACCGGUGCCUGGAGUUUGGCCGAACGUGGUCAACCUGCCACUCUGGCACACGUUAAGGCCGAAGAGGUUCCACAAACGUUGUGUCCGGGAACAGUUCUCGUUCAUGCCCACACCGGCUUUGAAUCUGCUGGAUCGGAUGUUGGAGUUGGAUCCGGAUAAGAGGAUUACGGCCGAGGAGGCUUUGAAGAGUCCGUGGUUGAAGAAUGUUGUGCCUGAUCAAAUGCCGGCCCCAGAGCUGCCGACGUGGCAGGACUGCCACGAGCUGUGGUCCAAGCAGCGCCGGCGGCAGCAGCGAGAGCAGCAGGACCAGCAGGGCAAGCCCAAAUACUUCGACGAGAAAGACCCCAACUUCAAAAACGACCAGCCCGACUUCAAAACGGACAACUACAAGGCCGAGAGCGGGUUCAAACCGACAGAGCCCAAUCCGGAGACAGUGGGGCAAGUGAAAUAGCAUAUGUACUAUUACUGUGGAAAGAAACAGUACUAUUUGUGAGACAUAACGGUGCUUUAGUAGACCAAUUGACUUUGUGAUUUAAUUAAGUAUGGGUUACAUGGUCCGGGGGCGGCGUAGAAACGGUUACUGAGGGGGCCGGCCCUACCAUACGACAAAUCUGAGGUGCCAAAUGCCAAAGGACGCCCUAAGUAGAGUUCAUUGGUGUUUCAAUUGACAAAUUAGACCUAAGAUCGGCUUGAUUUGGGUGGAUAACAGUGACUAGAGCUCUAAAUAUAUGUUAAUUCAAGUUCUAGAUGUAUAUAACUGUUCGUUUGGAAUAUUCAUAGACAACUCAUUCCAUGUGCCUACCAAACGUUUAGUGAAUUUGCUUCGUGAUAAGUGUAAUUAAACGAUGUAUGUACUAGAAAUAAAUUAAUAUUGAGAUCUUCCCAGUCCUUUUGCACGUGCACGUAUAAUUGUAAAUAUGUAGAAAUGAAAUUAAAAUUAGAAGAGGGGCGCCAUGAUUGCAUCUCGCACUAUGUUUUAAACCUGCCUUGGGCCGGCACUUACAGUUUCGAAUGAGUAUUUUUAAUGUCGACGGCUAAAUGUCAACACUUUAAUGACUGACGAUUUAAUAUAUACUUCUUAAACAUAAACUUUGUAUUAUUUGAAAUAUCUUGGUUCCUUCAGCAUUUUUGGUAUCAAAACCUAUGGAGUACGCUUAAAUAAAUGAAUUAUUAAUUAUUUUAAAUUGCUCUAAUUUCGAGCAAUUGGCUGUGAAAUCAAGAUCCAAUUGGGCUCCAUUUCAAGGUACAGUUUUAUUUUCACCUAGUAUUGAACCUAAAAUGGUUUUGAAUUUGAUCUACAAAACAUAAAGACUGAAUAAGACAGACGCACUACAUGAUCUUAUGUGGUGUAUAGACCACAUGUUUAUUUUUAUUUUGAAAAUUUACUUGGAAUUUAAUUCGAGUAUAAGAAGACUGAAUUUGCUUUUCUUUUAGUGCAAUAAAUAGUUAAUUUAUUUAAAUAAGACCCAGGCCAAUUAGAAUAAUAACCUUAUCUGGAUGAAAGACCAAAUCUGAGAAGUCGCAUUCAAAGGCACUACACUGCAGACAUUUUAAAUUGACAUUUUUGUUCAAAAAUUUCCGAUAUGGCAAUAACUAUCGAAAGAAUUAGUAGGUUUAAAUUGUUUAGAAAAAGCUAUUUGAAUAGAAUAUUGCUUAAGUGUUAAAAAUAUUUAUUUUCUCCUUUUUUAACAUUAUUUUCUAGUAAAAAAUAUAAGCGUUAUUUGUUACCUACAUAUAACUAGUUGACAAUGGUACUUCGAUUCUCGAACGAAAGGCUUAAUUCAUCAUUAUUAUUGAAUCUAAAAUAAUUAGAUACAUAUGUAGUAAUUAAUAAAAUGCCAUUAUAAAUUGCAAAAAAUAAUUUAUUUGCUCAAAAUGUAUAAUUUAUGGUAGAUAAAUUUGACCUGUUUGUUUAAACAAGCCAAAACCAAAUGGUUUUUCUGCCGUUGACAUACUACACAGGCGGUCCUAUUUCUCAUUAUUAUAUUCCCUUUCUACUAUGUAGUUAAUAUUAUUUUAAUGGCAACACUCCUGAACGACAGGAAUAUUAUUUGUUUAUGUGGCAACACCUUGAUGUAACCAUGUUUCUACGCCCGCCUCGAUUACGGCAAUCUUCCGAAUGACGUGCAAAACGCGUACCAAAAUUAUAAAAUUAUAUUAACCAAAGUGGAAAUAGAAGUAGUAUCUGCGGUCGCAGAAAAAAAUGUAUAUAAAUGUAUAUAUUAGUUAGACAUGUAAGAACAAGUCGUUUGGCAAGCGAACAUAAUAUUUGCUGUUACGAAUGAGGAUGGAGCGAAAUAAGUAUGCAGAGAUCGUGGAUAGAUGUAGUCUCUGCCUGCCCCUCUGGGGAAGAGGCGUGAUUUUAUGUUAGUAAUGUCGAAUAACAUGGUUCAUGUAUGAUCGUGUAGUUAAUAAUUCGUGCAAUCACAGGUUUUAUUAUGAGGAUAAUAAAGGCUAGUUUUUUAUGUGCAUUAACAGAUCUUUAAUUCACAUAUAAAAUAGAUUUCUAUUUUAAAAUGUUACAUUGGUAAAUAAACUAAUCGCCUUAAAAGCUGUGUAGAUACAGAUAUGUCCCAUAUUUACAGAUAAUAUAAAGGUUAAGGAUAUAAAGAAAACUGAAUAAUCACGUUAUUUCAAGAGAACGAUCAUUUUUGGUAACUAUCCUCGUUCUGGCUCAAGUAUACAGUCACGAGGGAUCUAUACCCUCUUAUUACCUUUCACCGGGUUCUCUACAAUCGUGUGUCUAAGUGGUGUAACACUGGUGUCAUGUUUCAGGCGGCCUAAUGGCAUCUGACAUAGGUUUACGUCAGCCAUCUUGUGAUUACACCCGGGACUAACGGCUUAACCUCUUGAGUUACCGAACCCGCGAUUCGUUUUACAACCGCAUCUGCCGUUUUGAAUUCAAUUUAUCGAGCGAGUAAGGAGGAAGUAUGCAGAGAUCGUGGCAAGUGUAAAGAUGUAGUCUCUGCCUACCCCUCCGGGAAAAUGGCGUGAGUUUAUGUAUGUAUGUAAAAUUACGGAAUGCAAUAAAUGUUUUAUCCCAUUACCAAUAACGUACACGUUAAUAUGCCUAGAAAUCUGUGAAUGCAGAACUAAAGACAAGUGGAAUUGGCUGUAUUUAUUUCAAGGAAUCAUCAGUUGUGGAUUCCCAAUAGGAAUUAGGUCCUUAUAGUUGGCAUUUAUGUAAGUAUUAAUUAAUAAUGUUGUAUAUUUAUGUCGGCAACCGGCAAUGCAUAUAGUGAUGUUUUGUAGAUUUAAGUAAUAUAUCGUGCUGUUGAGACUUCACAAAUGUUUAAAAUAUCAUACGGUGUACAUUCGCUAUUAUUUUUGUAACGUGAAGAAUUGUAAAUAAUAUGUAUGCGAGGAUAGUUGGUUGCGUAUUUUUAAGUUUUUUUUUAAUAUUGUUUAUUGACAUGUCCAGUGUUGUCACUAAUAAAUAAAAAAUGAGUAGGUGAAAGUUUCUCAGAAAAGGUUUAAAAUUGUUGAUUUCUUAUAAAUUAUGUUAGUUUACUUAUCGUUUUAUUACAAGCUUACAAUACAUCUAGA